AUGCUACCUCCCCGCUCAGCCACGAGCCCAGGGGACUCAAGCUCUGCGAGGGCACAGGGCGCAACGUUGAGGGCUGAAGCGGAGGUCGCUCCGCGCUCCUCGACCGAAACUUUUGAGAAGCCCCUCAAGGGCAAGAUGGACAUCCUAGUGGCUGGGGGUCCGGACUAUCAGCGGUUCAUAUUCAUGGCACAUGCACAAAGGUAUGGCGUUGAGGAUGCAGUAGAAGUUACCGACCGCCGUGAUUUUGAGAUCGCGCUCUUGAACUCCCAGAAGUACAGCCAGGAUCAGCCGUUUGUGGUCUUUCUUGGUGACGAGUCAUGGCUUCAGGUUCUCAAGAAGCAUGACUUCAGCGAGAGGCCCCUCUACCUGGUGAAUGUCAACGUCACCUCGUCCAACCCGGAUGCCUACCAUCGCCAUGUCUUCUCGUCGGUGGAGCCUAAGGAGGUGGAGAGCCUUCUGCUGGAAGUUCUGCAUACUUGGUGGCCAGCCGCCUGCGGCGACAGAGACCGGAAGAGUCUUUCUGGCGUGGCUGGGGCCACGGCAGGAUAUCACCAAGGGGCUGCGCCGUAG
Symbiodinium natans is the source of this 570-nucleotide messenger RNA. The record is from the annotation of a GenBank genome assembly. NCBI's taxonomy places the organism in Eukaryota, Dinophyceae, Suessiales, Symbiodiniaceae.